Pelagomonas calceolata is the source of this 504-nucleotide messenger RNA. Lineage: Eukaryota; Pelagophyceae; Pelagomonadales; Pelagomonadaceae. The record is from the annotation of a GenBank genome assembly.
GGCCUCGGGCGCCUUGGACGGCCGCUUCUUGCCCUGCAGCUUCUUCCACCACGGCUCGGGCGCGUGCUCCGGCUCCGCGUCGUUGGCCUCCAUUCCCUCGUCCUCGUAGGCGAGGUGGGGCUUGCGCUCCGGCUUUACGGCCUCGGGCUUGACCGCGACCGGCGGCGGCAUCGCGGCGUCGGCGUCGUCCGCGCCGACGUCGACGACGUCGCCGCGCGCCUCCGCGAGGCGCUCGCGCUCCCGGAGGAGCUCCUCGGCGGACUUCUGCGGGCCGAUCUCGAGGUCGUCGUCGCUGGAGUCGUCCAUUGGUGGUGCUUGCGUCCGCGCGGUGGCUGCGCGGCUGGAUGCUUCAGGUGGCGUUUGGCGCGUACGUGGGGCGCGCAGGCGUACCGUUUUUUACCAGUGGCGCGGUGACAGCACGAACGCAGCGCGGAGCUAACGCUGCGGCGAACGCGCUUGGUUUUUCAACCAGUAUCAGGGCAAACUACCUCGGGCAAAACUAUC